This is a messenger RNA of Sclerotinia sclerotiorum 1980 UF-70, 1068 nucleotides long. Its product is annotated as allantoicase. NCBI's taxonomy places the organism in Eukaryota, Fungi, Ascomycota, Leotiomycetes, Helotiales, Sclerotiniaceae. The record is from RefSeq and is a predicted model, not a curated record. Gene Ontology annotation, biological process: allantoin catabolic process. The transcript has 2 exons. Bases 1 to 1068 code for a protein of 355 amino acids. Gene Ontology annotation, molecular function: allantoicase activity.
AUGGCUUUCGAAACUGAAUACAAGACUGAAGAUGUGGCUGUAACAUCUGUCCCAUCUGAUGAGAUUGAUACCACUUUUCGUUCAUCCUGUAUUGAUCUCAUAUCCGGUACUCUUGGUGGAAAAGUUCUUUCAUUCUCAGAUGAAUGGUUUGCGGAAGCAAAUAAUCUUCUUACUCCUACCCCACCCAUCAGACAACCAGGAAAGAUGGUAUAUACCGGUGCAUGGUAUGAUGGGUGGGAAACUCGUCGACAUAAUACUGAGCCUUUUGAUUAUGUCGUAAUUCGCCUUGGAGUUGCUUCAGGAACUGUCGAAGGAAUUGAAGUUGACACAGCUUUCUUCUCUGGAAAUCACGCACCUGCAAUCUCCGUUGAAGGUGUAUUUAGUGAUAACGAUGAAGAAGUGAUUGGAUGGAAAGGUGGUCGAGGCAAAUGGGAGACAAUUCUUGGUCUUCAAGAGUGUGGUCCUUCCAAGCGAUUUGGAUGGAAGCUUACCGUUCCAACUACAAAAGCAUUCACCCACGUGAGACUCAAUAUGUAUCCAGACGGCGGAAUUGCUCGAUUCAGACUCUUUGGUCACGCUAUACCAGUUUUCCCUGAAGACAGAGAUGCCAUCUUCGAUUUGGCUGCCGCUCAAAAUGGAGGAGUUGCUAUCUCUUGUAGUGAUCAGCACUUUGGAGUUAUCGCCAACCUCAUAUUACCCGGUCGUGGCAAAGAUAUGGGAGAUGGUUGGGAAACAUCAAGAUCUAGAGGGAAAGAUCAUGUAGAUUGGGCUAUCAUCCGAUUAGGUGCACCGGGCACUAUUGAAAAUCUGAUCGUUGAUACAGCAUUCUUUAGGGGCAACUUUCCACAAAAAGUGAAGGUUGAGGCCAUAAGCUGGAAUAGUGAAGGGGAGCCUAGCAACUCAGCGGAAGGAUGGACUGCGGUUGUUGAGCCCAGCAAGACUAGUGCUGACAAGGAGCAUGAAUUUGAGUCUUUGGUAAAGGAUAAAACAUUUACGCAUGUUAAGUUGAUUAUGAUUCCAGAUGGAGGAGUCAAAAGAAUUAGGGUGUUAGGAAAGAGAAGUGUUUAG